CCCGAGCAGGGCUGCCCCGUGCCCCGGACCAGGGAGCCCUUUGCUGGGGGUGCGCGCCCCAGGGAGUGCCCCCGGCCCUCGCGAGAGCCUCUCACCGUGACUCUGGGCUGGCCCGGGCGGGCGGCCGAGGCUGGCAUGGGCCGGCCCGGGGUGGGAGCGGGUCCCUGCGGGCGGCGCACGGGAGAGCAGUGCAGGGAAGCCAUGUCCCAGCCCGGCUCCGCUUGCCAGCCGCCGCCGGACGUUGACACAGAUGACUGUCUCCAGGACUAUUCCUACCUCUUUAGCCCGGAUAUCCUCAAGGGCAAAGUUGCGUUCAUCACUGGAGGCGGCUCUGGGAUUGGAUUCCGGGUAGCGGAGGUUUUCAUGAGGCAUGGCUGCCGUACAAUCAUUGCCAGCAGGAACUUGCAGAGAGUAGCUGAGGCUGCCAAGAAGCUGGAGGCUGCUACUGGUCAGCGAUGCCUGCCUCUUUCUCUAGACGUCCGGCAGCCCCAAACCAUCCUGGCAGCGGUGGACGAGGCUGUGAAAGAGUUUGAACGAAUUGACAUCCUCGUUAACAAUGCUGCUGGUAAUUUCCUGUGCCCGGCCAGUGCUUUGUCCUUCAAUGCCUAUAAGACAGUGAUCGACAUUGACACCCUUGGCACCUUCAAUGUCUCCAAAGUGCUCUUUGAGAAAUGCUUGCGGGACCAUGGCGGGGUUAUAGUUAACAUCACAGCGACUUUGAGCUACAGAGGACAGGCUCUCCAGGUGCAUGCUGGGACGGCUAAGGCGGCUGUAGAUGCAAUGACCAGGCACCUGGCAGUGGAGUGGGGGCCCAACAACAUCCGUGUCAACAGUCUGGCACCAGGCCCCAUUGCGGGCACCGAGGGAUACCGGCGACUCGGUGGUGCUCGUGCAGAAGCGGACAGCUACUUUGAUACAGUGCCCCUCCAUAGGGCAGGGAAUAAGACGGAGAUUGCCCACAGUGUGCUGUACUUGGCGAGCCCCUUGGCAUCCUAUGUGACUGGCACAACCCUGGUGGUGGAUGGUGGGAGCUGGCUGACCUCCCCUAACAACUUCCCUGCGCUGUUGGAUCAUUGGGCCAUGGAAGUGAAGAAAGACAAAUGAUGGACGACCAGGGACUGACAGGACGCUGAGCAAACACUACGACACAGGGUCAGGGGACAGCCAUGACCUCUGGCCAUCAGCCGUUGGGAUGACCUUGCUGGGGCAAAAGUGAAAAUGGCAAAGUUGAAGAUUCAAUGUUCGUGUCUCACCAGUGCAUCAUUGUACUACAGAUGCUGGAAGAAGCAAGAGGUUCUGGCACUUGGGGAAAUGUGCAGCAGGCAGUUUGGGCUCUAGGAUAAGCACCCAAGCCAAAUGAUCAAGAGUGGUAGUGAAAUAGUGAAUGUGGACAAUGGGAUCUUAAUAGUGUAUAUUUCACACUCACCACUGAAAUGGAUGGGGCAGUUCACACCUCACAGCCUGUGGUUUCAGGCUGCCUGCACACUCAGGCAGACAACACAUCAGUUAUGCUCAAUUCACAUUUGAAAGACGAGUUCUUACGGUUGCAAAGAAAAGGCAGCUUUGCUGUUUAUUUGAGCUUUGCUGCUGGAUCCAGGAUUCUGCGUUGUGCGUGGGGCCCUGACUCUGGCAAUUAGGGUAUAUCUAAACUUGAAACGCUACAGCGGUACAGCUGCAGUGGUUCCAUGCGGACAACAGCGACGAGAGGGGUUCUCCCAUCAGCUGAUGGAAUCCACCUCCUGUGAGGCAGGAGCUAAGGCAACAGGAGAACUCUGUCGUUGAUCUAGCGUCGUCCACACCGGGCUUAGGUUGGCUUAACUGUGUCGCUCAGGGGUGUGGAUUUUUCACACCCCCUUGAGAAACGUGGCUAUCCCGAUAUAGGUUUUCAGUGUAGACUGGCCCUUACAGACAGUAACUGGUCCUGCUGCCAUCCUGUGGGUUACGUCUGGAUUAUCAGCCCCAUUUCACAUGUGAGGCUAUGAGGCAGAGAGAGAGGGAAAGCAACUUGCCCAAGGUCACUCAAGGCGUGAGGGCCAGAUCCAGCAUUAGGACUCCCUGAGCAGUUCCUGGUUCCUAGCCCUGUAUUUAAACAGCUAGAACACAUGGGACACAUCUGGCUCAGGAUAAAGAGGUUAUAACAAUGGGAGGUAACUAGCCAGCCAGCAGCUUGUCCUUGCUCAGACUUACUUGGUAGCAGCAGGUUUAGAAUUCUAGUUUUGGUUCAGCACCCAGAGAGAAGGGAAGCACCUUGAAGGAGAGGCCCAUGAGGGUGGUUUCUUUGCCUGCCUGUAGUGGGUCUUUGGAAGGAUCCCUAAUGCCUGUAAUACAUCAGCCCUUCGCGUGGCUGAUCUAGCAAUGGGUUGUAUCCCACAGAAUAUUCUAGCUCUUUCAGAUCUAAAACUGACUAUUUCUUUUCUGGUUGCCCCAAAUCUUCCCUAAUGUUCAAAAUCAGAGAGGGAGAUUUGAAACAAGCGUAUCCUGCAUCUGACCCUGUCUCCACUAGCUCCGAGAUUUUCCCAAAAGUCUCCUAGGCCCAGAUCCACACAGCUAGUUAGGCUCCGAACUUCCACAGAAAGCAACAGAAGUUAGGAGCCUAAAUACCUUCAUGGUCCUAAGCCCUGAUCACUCUGUGCCUCAGUUUCUCUAUCUGUAAAACGGGGAAUGAUGGUAGUAGGCUACCUCUCCAGUGUACUGCGAGGAUUAACUCCUGCCUGUAAAAUGCUUUAAAGAAGAAAUUGUUAUCUAAGGGCAUGGUUACACUUGCAGAUGUAGCGCGCUUUGAGUUAAACCAGCCUUCAUAGAGAGCAGUAGGGAAAGCGCUGCAGUCUGUCCACACAGACAGCUUCAAGCGCACUGGCGUGGCCACAUUUGUGGCACUUGCAGCGGCAUUGGGAGCGGUGCAUUAUGGGCAGCUAUCCCAGCAUGCAAGUGAGUGCAGCAUGCUUUUCAAAUGGUGGGGGUGGAGUGUGACAGGGAGUGUGUUGUGUGUAUGUGGGGGGAGAGAGUGGGUUUUUGGGGGGCUGAGAGCAUGUCAGCAUGGUGUCUUGUAAGCUCAGACAGCAGCAAACCCCCCUCUCCCCUCCCCUGCACUUCUCUCGCUCCCACACAGCAUUCCACACUAAUGGUUGCUUUGUCUCGGAGCAGAUAAGCAGCUGGCUGUCAGAAAUGGAGCUUUCAAAGGGCAUUUCCGCAUUCCUGUAGCGAUUCAAAAACAAUGACAAGAGUGGUCACUUGACUUAAGGGGAUUAUGGGAUGUUUCCGGAGGCUGAUCAGAGCGCAGUAAAGCAACACCUCAUUCACACUGGCGCUGCAGCGCUCCAGCGGAGGGCGCAGCAAACAUUAUUCCACUUGCCGAGGUGGAAUACCAGCAACGCUGUAGCUGCGGAGUCAGAGCGCUCUACGUGCUUUGCCAGUGUGGACGGGUAGUGAGCUAGUGCGCCCGGGGCUCUUUUAUUGCACUGUAACUCGCAAGUGUAGCCAAGCCCUAAGUUAUCCUAGGUUUGUGUCCAGCAAGCGUUGCUUCUGAGUCCCAGCCUCUCAAGCUACAGCCCAGUACAUCAGACCUUUGCAUAUCUGUGCAGUACUCAAUGGUAGGAAAUGAGGUGAAAUUCACCACAGCCAGAAUCAGUACAGCAGUGUCAGUGCUAGCUUGUCUCUUUAGUCUGGCUGCAGUUAGCAGGGCUCUGAGGCAAUGCAGUCAGACUAGCUUGUGGAGCAGCUCAGAACUGGAUGAGAGCUGAGACAGAGCCUUUAUUGCUGCUGAUUGAUGUGUUUGAAAACCCACCCCUGCCUCCUGUGAUUUUGCUGAACACAAACUACCUUCUGCCACGGAGCAACUGGAAUGCCAGUCUACCAAAUGCCAGAGGUAUAGCUUCACCAGUGCUAAAUUUCUCAAAUAUACUCCUGUAAUCCUUGAGGGUGGAGGAUUCCCGCUGUGCACUGGCACAGUCCUUGUUAAGGAACUGAACAGAGGCAGAAAAUUCUCUCCCUAACAGUGGUGCAGAUUUGAUCGGAUACCACUCAUCAUUGCACCAUAGGCAGCAGCCCCUGAAUCAGUCUGUGAACCCAGAGAGAACCACAGGGUCUCUGUCCGGCAGCCUAUGUAAAGAAUCCUAUUUACAUCCAUUACAACAGAGUCCUGUCUCUUCUGUGUUGCUACAGACAGUACAAUCAUUAGGUAAAUCCAGGAUUUUGGUGCCCAGCAGGAAUAGAUCCUUUCUAAAUGGACAAAUCAGCUGAUCUUCCACUGCCCAGUGCAUGCUAGCACUGCACCAUAGAAUAAACUAAAUGCCACGCAGAAGGGGUGUGAGUGACUCCUAGAAAGGAUUUAGCACGGGGUGAACAAACUUUUUGACCUGAGGGCCACAUCUGGGAAUAGAAAUUGUAUGGCAGGCCAUGAAUGCUCACAAAAUUGGGGUUGGGGUGUAGGAGGGGGUGAGGGUUCUGGGGUGGAGCUGGGGAUCAGGUGUUUGGGGUGGAGGAGGGGGCGCCAGGCUAGGAUCAAGGGGUUCAGAGGGCAAUAGGGGGAUCAGGGCUGGGGCAGGAGGUUGGAGUGUGGGAAGGGGUGCAGGUUCCGGAUGGGGGAGCAGUCUCUGGGGAUGGGGGGUUUGGGGUGCAAGAGGGUGCUCUGGGCUGGGAUCAAGGGGUUCAGAGGGUGAGGGGGGAUAAGGGUUGGGGCAGGUGUUUGGGGUGCAAGGAGAGGCUCAGGGGUGCAGGCUCCAGGCAGCACUUACCUCAAGCGGCUCCCGGAAGCAGCAGCAGCAUGUUCCUUCUCCACCUCCUAUGCAGAGGCACGGCAAGGCAGCUGUGCAUGCUGCCCCAUCUGUAGGCACCGCCCCUGCAGCUCCCAUUGGCUGUGGUUCCCUGCCAAUGGGAGCUGCAGGGAUGGCACUUGGUGUGAGGGCAGCAUGCAAUGCGGAGGCCCAUGCCUGCUCCUAUGCGUAGGAGCUUGGGGAGGGGCCAUGCUGCUGCUUCCGGGAGCCACAUGGCAUGGUCCCCAACCCUGCUCCCUGGCUGGAGCGCCAGAGCGGGGCAAGCCCCAGACCCCACUCCCCAGCGGGAGCUUGAGGGCUGGAUUAAAACAGCUGGCGGGCUGGAUCUGGCCCACCUGCCAUAGUUUGCCCACCCCUGAUUUAGCAGGUCCAUGCCACUCUCUCGGUGCUAGAAAUAAUCUGUUUCUAAUUUUGUAAAAGCUUGUUUUAGAAGAUUCUGUUUCUUAUUUGAUUGUGGUUUUGCUGACUGAUCCUUCCUCCAAGUUAACACUAAAGAAUGAACCCCAUCUGAGCGAUCAUGUAGUUACCCACCAGUGUUUUAUUCUGCUGACUAACCUCUGCCUCGAAUCAUUGUGGGUUUGAAAAGACACGGUAAAUCUUCAUUUCCUCUCACGUUCUUAAUAGAGCUUAGAACAGUAGCAAUUGAAAAUUUAAAAGAUCCAUGCAGCUCUUGGAUUGGAGCAGGUGACAAGCUUUGUAUGCGGACCCAAGGCUGUUGAGCCAACCAGUUUGCUGCAUGAAAGGCUAAUGAAAAUGAGACCAAACUCCUUAGCCAGGCGGUGUUCUUCCUGCAUCACAAAGGAUGGAGAUUUCCUGCCUUCUUCACAAUAGCAGCCUGAUCCAAAGCCCGGUGAAGCCAGUGGGCUUUGGAUCAGGUUGUUAGAGAGGGUAAUUGUAAAACUAGAAGUGUCGCUUAAGCACCUAUGAAAUGCCAUGUAGGGUUUAUAGUCACUAGGUGGGAGCUCUGCAGUGAGUACAUACACCCAUAACAGUGACUCAGUAAACCCAAAGGUGUCCUAUCUGUUAUAUAUUAGCUACAAGAGGUCAUGUUACAAAUACUUUCUCCCCCCACCAUUGCCACACCUCAAUAAAUAGGGAUUGCAUAGGGGAGUUCCGCAAGGCUUUGGGGCAUUACCUAGCCCAUUGGCUUAAGUAGUCUCAGCAAUUGCUGCAUGCCUCACUCUCCUACUGUCUCUGGCCAGGGGAUCUCUAGCUGUAGAUGCCUUGGCAAAGCCCCCAUUUGUGAGGAGCUCUGUCCUGUGCAGAAGGUGCUGCUGCGUCCAGACCAUCCUGCUGCCCUUACUUGAGUCUGAGCUCUGACCCUUAGAGAGUCACCAGCAUGCUGCCUUGGUACAGUGCUAUCCUGCACCAGAUCUAUAACUACCAUUCACCGCAGUUAAGCAAAAUGCUGUCACGUAUCAGGCAAUGCCUGACUACAAAGGUACAUCUGCCCUGCAGGCCUCUGGAUUCUUCCAGGUGAGGGAAUCUUAGCACACAACAAUGGGGGGUGGGGGGAGAGGAAUUAAAUCAACCACUUCCUGCAGUAAACUACCCAGGAGAACAGGUCUGAGGGAAGCCCCCAUGCACCUGAGUAUGCACACAAAUUACACAUGAAAUAUUUGAAAAAUGCAGACAAUUGUCCCAGUUUGCAAUAAGACACACCUCUCCGAGCAGGUCUGUAGCAGCAGUAGGAUUUAGUAUUCUACAGACACCAUCAGUGAGGAAUAUAACUAGGGAAUAAGUCUCUAAACAUCAGUUGUCAAUGGGAACAAGCGAACCAAACGCCAUAGAACAGGCCUUUGCUAAUCUCCAAUUUGAGUACAGACUCUUUUCCAGAGCGCAGCAGGGAGCUACUGGAUCAUUAAGACGGUUAAUGUCACUCACAGGAUGUUUGCCAGGAGCUCUGGGCUCAUUCCUGCUCCUGUUUCAGUCAACAGGAAUUUUGCUGUUGACUUCAGUGGGAGUAUUAAAGAGUUACAGCUCUACUGCACUUGUCAGAUCUACACACACUCUUACUCUCCUUGACUCUUAAGUGGGUUCUUUGCUCGUUAAGUCAUGGGAUUGACCCCUCUGCGCUGGAGCUCCCAGUCUUGGUUAGCAAGGCCAUGCCAUUUUCAGCACUCUUGUGGCAGAGACUGGGUAGGGGUGCUAAGCAAGGGGAGUGGAAGUUUGGCAGCGUAAGUAUUGUGGUAUGCUGUGUGUCAGUAAAUGGAGCACUUGUCCUGCCCCAGCAUGAAUGAGGGUCUUGUCUGGGCCCACUCUGAGCGCUACACCUGCUUUUAGGGAUGUAAGUGUCUAUAGUGCCAGAUUCGUUGGCUCUGCUGUGUGGCAAGAGGCUGAUGCUCAGGCUUUAUCUGUUGAUAAUGCUCCUGCACUCUGGCUUCUGACCUGUAGAUGCAUUUCAGCUCUCACCCAGCUUAGCUCCCAGAAGCAGCUCCAUUGUCCAAUGCCAGGGUGAGGAAACUUAAGCAGAGCUGCCCUUUUUUCUGGUGCUAGUUAGUGGUGCCUUUCUAAAUUUCAAUUAAUUUUGAAAACCAUCUCCAAGUGAGCUUGAAAUGGUUUGUCAAAAUUGAUUUCUCCAGGGAGCUAAACAAGUAAUGACAUGAAAUUCCAUUCCUUGGUGGAAGAUGCUGUGAUGCACCAUCAGCUGCCUCUUCACUGCAUGUUCGAUAAGAUUGCCUCAUUCGGGGGCAGCUCUAAAUUUUAACCAGUGCUAUUUGCACACAGCAUAGGGAGCUGUGAGUGAUGAUUGGAAGAAGGAGGUGAUGUGCUGCUGAAAGGCCAGCUAUUCAGAGGUCUUGGGAUCAGUGUGUAUGGGGUGGGGAGAGAUGGGGUUGUCUCCUUGAGAUCCAUGGCUGCAGUGUUUCUGGAUUAGCCUUCAUGGCACACAGAGAGGGAGGAGCAGGGUCCCAUUCCCCAAACGAUUUAAAUCCACUUUGCUCUCAUUGCUAAGUUUACUUAGCUGUUCUGGAUUGUUUUGUUAAUGUCCCAACUGGGGGCUCUCCCCUUCAGGCAAAGCCCUUUGUUCCAGAGCUCCUGCUGGCCAAAGAAAUUCAUAGAGUGUAAAUCCAGAAUUAGAUAAUCUACUCUGACCUCCUGUAAAUCACAGGCCAUUAAAUUUCACCCAGUUUCCCCUGCACUGAGCCCAAUAACUUGUGUUUGAGUAAAGCACAUCUUCCAGAACAGCAUGCAGUCUUGAUUUGAAUACACCAAGAGAUGGAGAAUUCACCACUUCCCUUGGGAGUUUGGUCCAGUGUUUAAUCACCCUCACCUAAAAAUGUGUGCCUUAUUUCCAAUUUGAAUUUGUCAGCCCUCUGCUUCUAGCCAUUGGUUCUUGUUAUGUCUUUCUUUGCUAGAUUAAAGAGCUUGUUAAUACUUGG
Messenger RNA from Chelonia mydas (Green sea turtle), 8152 nucleotides. It is a transcript of the gene DECR2, whose product is annotated as 2,4-dienoyl-CoA reductase 2. The transcript is spliced from 11 exons. The record is from RefSeq and is a predicted model, not a curated record. Gene Ontology annotation, biological process: fatty acid catabolic process. Gene Ontology annotation, molecular function: 2,4-dienoyl-CoA reductase (NADPH) activity. The coding region runs from base 136 to 1104 and encodes 322 amino acids. NCBI's taxonomy places the organism in Eukaryota, Metazoa, Chordata, Testudines, Cheloniidae.